AUGGCCGGAGGAAAUAGGGACAUGCUGAAUACAUGCCCCAUGAUCACAGAUCGCACCAAGUCAGAAGUGUGCCCCUCCAUUGUUGCCAGAUGUGUGCAGUACCUGCGCGACUGCCCGCGCGAGCCGCACCUGCCGAUGUACAUGGUGGUGGGCGGUGUGCUGGGGCUGGUGUACACGGGCUGGCUGCUGUGGUGGCAGGUGCGCUCGCGCCGCUACGAGCGCCUCGAGGCGCGCCACGGCGUCGCCAGCGUCGCGUCGUCGGCAGGGUCGCGCCUGGCGCACGCCGCGCUCGCUCUCUUCCUGGCGCUGUGGUUCGCCUUCGGCAACUACUGGACGCUGCACGUCAUGUGGCCCGAGUUCGAGCCGACGCUGUUCGAGCCGAACCGGUGGUGCGCGCGCUCGCUGUACGCGUUUGCUGUGGCGCACCUGGCGCUCGUGUGGUCGCUGGCGUCGUUGGUGGCGGGGACGGCGCUGCUGCUCGCCAUGUGCCGCUGGCUCGCCUGCCCCCACGUGCUGCGCUUUAAAUAA
Schistocerca cancellata (South American locust) is the source of this 528-nucleotide messenger RNA. RefSeq names its product transmembrane protein 272-like. The record is from RefSeq and is a predicted model, not a curated record. The coding region runs from base 1 to 528 and encodes 175 amino acids. NCBI's taxonomy places the organism in Eukaryota, Metazoa, Arthropoda, Insecta, Orthoptera, Acrididae. The transcript has 2 exons.